CCCCGUGCUCGCACAUCACUUCCUCGGCUCCUCCCGCGGUCCGUCGCAGACGCUCUUCGGACAGGCGGCGGUCACAGACGGCGGCAGGGCGAGGGGCGGCGCUCUCUGCUCCCCCCAUGGCAGGCCCGGCCCCGCCCGCGGCCGAGGAGCUCCCGGGCCCCGCUGCCAGACGCUUCUACUCCAGGAUGGAGGCCUCAUGUCUGGAGCUGGCUCUGGAGGGCGAGCGGUUGUGCAAGGCGGGCGACUUCAAGGCAGGCGUGGCCUUCUUUGAGGCGGCAGUGCAGGUGGGCACAGAGGACCUGAAGACGCUGAGUGCCAUCUACAGCCAGCUGGGCAAUGCCUACUUCUACCUGAAGGAGUAUGGCCGCGCCCUGCAGUUCCACCGGCAUGACUUGCUGCUGGCCCGGACUAUUGGCGACCGCAUGGGGGAGGCCAAGGCCAGUGGGAACCUGGGCAACACACUCAAGGUCCUGGGCAGAUUUGAUGAGGCUGUGGUCUGCUGCCAGCGGCACCUGGACAUUGCCCAGGAGCAGGGGGACAAGGUCGGAGAGGCCAGGGCGCUGUACAACAUCGGCAACGUGUACCACGCCAAAGGCAAGCAGUUGUGCUGGAACUCGGCGCAGGACCCCGGGCACCUGCCGCCCGAAGUGCGGGAGACUCUGUGCAGGGCCUCUGAGUUCUACGAGAGGAACCUGUGCCUGGUGAAGGAGCUGGGAGACCGAGCAGCGCAGGGCCGGGCCUACGGCAACCUGGGCAACACCCACUACCUCCUGGGCAACUUCACAGAGGCCACGAGCUUCCACAAGGAGCGCCUUGCCAUCGCUAAGGAGUUUGGGGACAAGGCCGCCGAGAGGAGGGCCUACAGCAACCUUGGCAACGCACACGUCUUCCUGGGAUGCUUCGAUGUGGCAGCGGAGUACUACAAGAAGACGCUGCAGCUUUCGCGACAGCUGCGGGACCAGGCAGUGGAGGCACAGGCCUGCUACAGCCUGGGCAACACCUACACACUGCUGCGGGACUACGAGCGCGCGGCUGAGUUCCACCUGAGGCACCUGCUCAUCGCCCAGGAGCUGGCCGACAGAGUGGGUGAGGGCCGAGCAUGCUGGAGUCUGGGGAACACAUACGUGUCCAUGGGGAGCCCAGAGCAGGCCCUGACCUUCGCCAAGAAACACCUGCAGAUCUCCCAGGAGAUUGGGGACCGCAACGGGGAGCUGACAGCCCGAAUGAAUGUCACGCAGCUACAGAUGGCGCUGGGUCCACUGAGCAGCCCGGCCGCUACAGAGAAGCCAGAUCUGGCAGGCUAUGAGGCCCAAGGGGCCAGACCCAAGAGGACACAAAGGCUGAACAUGGAGGCCUGGGACCUGCUGCGGCUGCCCCCGGAGAGGGAGCAGAAUGGGGACACCUACCAGGCUGGGGACUGGCGGGGGCUGGGCAGGGAUGCGCUGCCCCUUCCUGUGAGGAGCUGGAAGUACCAAGAAGGGCCAGUCGCCAGCGAGAGGAAACCGAGGGAGGGCGGCCACUCCCCAUUGGACAGUGCUGACGUACGUGUGCAGGUGCCCCGCACGGGCAUCCCAAGGGCGCCAUCCUCAGACGAGGAGUACUUCUUUGACCUGCUGAGCAAGUUCCAGAGCAGCCGCAUGGACGACCAGCGCUGCCCACUGGAGGAGGGCCAGACAGAGGCCACCGAGGCCACGGGAGCUGCCACACUAAAAGAGCGGGUUGCCCAGCCCUCUGUGACAGCGUCCCCGCAGACCGAGGAGUUCUUCGAUCUCAUUGCCAGCUCCCAGAGCCGCAGGCUGGAUGACCAGCGGGCCAGUGUGGGCAGCCUGCCUGGCCUGCGCAUCACCCACAACAACGUGGGCCACCUCCGAGGGGAUGGGGACCCCCAGGAGCCAGGGGACGAGUUUUUCAACAUGCUCAUCAAAUACCAGUCUUCCAGGAUCGACGACCAGCGGUGCCCACCACCCGACGUACUGCCCCGGGGCCCCACCAUGCCGGAUGAGGACUUCUUCAGCCUCAUUCAGAGGGUGCAGGCCAAGCGCAUGGAUGAGCAGCGCGUUGCCCUCACUGGGAGCCAGGGGCAGCAGGAGGCUGACUCCUGCCUGCAGAUUCUGGGGUACACAUGGCCCCUCGAUCCCCAGAGUGUUGUGGCAGCCACCACAGGGGACAGCGAGGCUAGAAGACCAGCUGGGCCAUCAGCAGGGUGACCUUGCUUUUAAGAAGGGGCAACCCCAGGAGGUGAGGGGGCAUGGAGGUGGGGUGUUGGGCCGGCACCUGAUACUUGAAUGUACAUGUGUAUUUAUUGUUCAUUCGCCUGUGCCAUGUUGUCCAGGGGUCCCCACGGCCACUAAGAGGUACGUCUGCGUUUAUCCUGAUAAAUAAAGUUUGCCAAGUGA
This is a messenger RNA of Cavia porcellus (domestic guinea pig), 2396 nucleotides long. RefSeq names its product G protein signaling modulator 1 (gene Gpsm1). Bases 117 to 2207 code for a protein of 696 amino acids. Gene Ontology annotation, biological process: establishment of mitotic spindle orientation. The transcript has 15 exons. Gene Ontology annotation, cellular component: cell cortex. Lineage: Eukaryota; Metazoa; Chordata; Mammalia; Rodentia; Caviidae. The record is from RefSeq and is a predicted model, not a curated record. Gene Ontology annotation, molecular function: G-protein alpha-subunit binding; GDP-dissociation inhibitor activity.